This is a messenger RNA of Amoebophrya sp. A25, 577 nucleotides long. The record is from the annotation of a GenBank genome assembly. Lineage: Eukaryota; Dinophyceae; Syndiniales; Amoebophryaceae.
GGAGGGGUUAAGCAUGGGCAGAAGAAGUGCUGUGGGUUUGAUGUUUGUUUGUCUGUUAUUUUGUAAGCCAAAAUAAAGGAAUAAGCAGGAUAAGAAUCAAUAAGAAUUUAAUGUCAACCGUUAACAAGAACAUUUCAAUAGAUUUCAGCUUGUGCUCGUAGCAAUACCACUGUUGCAAUUGCAGGAACCUGCAAGCAAUUUUAAUCUAGUUGUACAGCUCAGACAGAAUGCCGUGGCCAAAGGCUGGAACUGGAAGUAUAAUAUGUAGUUGAGAAAAAUCGGAAAUAAUUGCGAGGAAACAGCGGAGGCAGGCUCCUCUGAAUAAAGCGCUCGAAAACAUUCUAAAACAGGAAAGCUAGGCAAACGCAAAUAGAUAAGGAGACUUUCAGAAACAUGUAGGUAGAUGUUCCAGAAAACAGACAUUGUAAGAACAUCAUGUAGGUACGCAAGAAAAGCGACCGCACAUGAUGGAUCUUUUCAUAUUUUCGUGUAUGCUAAACGUAUUUGGAAGAAGAUAGAGAUACUAUAAUAUUAUCUACUGAUUACCCGGAAAUCACUAUAUUAACGGAAACCAAGG